CCACAGCUAAUGAGGUAGUUGUCUUGAGGUACAAAUGAAUCCUUUGGCGAUGCAAUUGCAUGGGUGCUGGCGAUACUAGUGAUUGCAAGGAUGGAAAGGAUGAUAAACAUCGGCACUCUCUUCCACUCAAGCAUGCUUCUGUUGCUUCUGGCCAUCUUUGUUGAUGUUGGCAUCAGAUGCAUUAGCAUGUAGCAAACACUUUGUGGUGGCUUCUCAUGGGGGAGGAACGUGGUCUUUGGAUUGAAGGAGAGGGAAAGGAUUCAGGGAUGAAUGAGGUCUUUGGUUGGCUUUUGGAGGGAAUGGACUGAUUGAUUACUGAGAUAUAUGGUAUUGGUUGAGGGCACGUCCAGAUUAACUGCAAUAUUCUUUUCGAAGCUCAUGUACAGAUGGCAUGUGGAUGUUUAAAUGUGCUUUGAAAAGGGAGCCUACAGGCCAUUAGCUGCAAUAUACUCAGGCUGGAAUAAUUCAAGUAGAGCUGUCUAGGAGAACUAAUCAAUCUAAUCACCAGUUGGUUCUUGGCUGUUACCCCCAGCUAAUGGCUUAAAUAAUCACAACUCAAAUUGAUGCUUUGGAAAACGAGUAAUCACAAACUUAAGCUUCCUGUGGAAUGCCUCGAAUGGGUGCACCUUGUGACCUUGGUCCAAAAUAAUGUCCAAUUUCGUAUCGGACAGCUGCAGCUGUAGAUCACCUCAGCCUGCAGGAGCAUCUUGCAGUAAGGAUGCUGCAAAGCACAAUUUGCCUUCUAUGGUGAUUGGUGAACAGGCCUUUGGAGUUAACAAAGCUUGCAAAUCACCAACCUGCAUAUGCGAGUCAGUGAUGACGAGCGCAAAGCCUCAGGCGAACAGGUAGUAGGAGCUACGGAGCAAUGACCAAAAAGACCCGUGCUCUGAUCUGGCCAAGAUUUGACUAUGCACUCAUCUUGCCCUUCCAAAACCCCUCAAAAGCGGAGGCGUGUUCAAGUGUGUAUGAAUCUGAACACAGAGAAACAGAGUUCAGAGACACUGAGCUGCGGCAGAAGGCUACAAGGCGCGAAACUUCUUUGACCGGAACAGAGAGCCCGGACUGUGCCGGUGCCUGGUACCAGUGAUCAUGGUGAAGGAAGAGGAGAUCGUCGCAGAGGCAGGAGGGCGAGGCUACAUGGACUUGCUUGGUCUCGGGGAAGAGGACUACUUGCUGUGCCUGUCCCCUUCCUCCUACUUCUCUUCCAGUGUCGUCUCCACCACGACCACCAGUGCCACUCCUGCUGCGGCGUCGUCUCCUACCUGCGCCUCCUACCUGGACCUGGCUCCCGCUUAUCACCACAUGCUGAGCUUCGCCGGCCAAGAGCAGUACCAUGGUAGUGAUGGCGUCUUUGGCUUCCAGUACCACGGCGGUGAUCAGGCAGGAAUUCCGGUGGCUGUUCCGCAGAAGUCCAGCCCAACCACCGAGUGCUCCUCCUCCAUCUCCUCCAUGUCGUCCUCGCCGCCUGCAACAACAAUCUCGGCCAUCUCCAGCCCAAAGCCACAGGCUUUCAAGAAGAAGGGGUCAAGAAUCAGUGAUCAAAGAAAGGCUGCGCCUGCUGCUGUUGCUACUACUGCUGCUGCUACGAACAAGAGGCCCAGGGUGCGGAGGGAGAAGCUCGGGGAGAGGAUCAUAGCUCUGCAGCAGCUGGUUUCUCCAUUCGGAAAGUCUGAUACGGCUUCCGUUCUGCACGAGGCGCUGGGAUACAUACGCUUCCUGCACGACCAGGUUCAGGCCCUGAGCUCGCCGUACAUGCAGCGCCUGCCGGUCUCGGCGCACGCCCCGGCGCAGGAGGGCGCGGCCGGGACGGUGGUGGAGCCGCCGCGGGCGAGCGACCUGAGGAGCCGGGGGCUGUGCCUGGUGCCCAUCUCGUGCACGGAGCACGUCGCCGGCGGCGGGCACGGCCACGGCAACGGCGCCGACCUCUGGUCCGUGGCGGCGGGGGCGGCGAAGGCGGCCGCGGAGAACAAGGGGGCGGCGGCGGCGGCUGCCGGAACGCUGCCCGGCGCUGGUGGCCACCCCGGUUACCUGGCCUAGCUGACCGUGACAGACUUGCUUUACAGAUUAUGUGCGGGGUUAAGGCUGUAAUCAGGCUCUUUUGGAGGGGAUUCAUUAAUCAGCUCCCGUACUCCCAUCACCUUUUGCUAAAAGUAAAACUUUUGGGAGGUGUCUGCUGCUGCUUUUGCUGGAAAAGGGCGCAGGGAUCCAUAUGAACCCUAUUUCCACAGAUGCCACAGCGCAGCAGGCUGGGGUUCAAGUGUGUAUUUUUUGGAGGGGUUUUCUUUUAGCUUCUUCAUUAGUACUAAGCUUAGAACUACGCUAUGCUCUAGUACUGAGCGUCUGAGCUUAGUAGAGAGGAGACAGCGAUGUGACGAUGCCGAGAUCUUGGGCACGAAUGUCUCCGUGGUGUCACGCCUCACGACAGGCUCUGAAUGGAUGUUGCUGCCGCCGAUGAUGCUUGCUUGGGAGCAGUGCGGUGACGGCUUCGGUAUUUGUUCCUUGCAUGGGGGAUAUCCGGUUUCAUCUGUGCUCGAUCUUGGUAAUCGGUUUGCCGUCCUUGGAAGUUGGAACCGCACGGUGUUUAAUCUACUGUAUUACCUCUGCCA
Molecule: messenger RNA, 2606 nt
Organism: Panicum hallii
Lineage: Eukaryota; Viridiplantae; Streptophyta; Magnoliopsida; Poales; Poaceae
Product: transcription factor bHLH113-like
Exons: 13
Coding region: 1090-2037 (315 amino acids)
Biological process (GO): regulation of transcription by RNA polymerase II
Cellular component (GO): nucleus
Molecular function (GO): protein dimerization activity; DNA-binding transcription factor activity, RNA polymerase II-specific; RNA polymerase II cis-regulatory region sequence-specific DNA binding
Source: RefSeq, a predicted model, not a curated record